Magallana angulata is the source of this 4317-nucleotide messenger RNA. Its product is annotated as tumor necrosis factor alpha-induced protein 3-like. Gene Ontology annotation, molecular function: cysteine-type deubiquitinase activity; DNA binding; zinc ion binding. Gene Ontology annotation, biological process: protein K48-linked deubiquitination; protein K11-linked deubiquitination; Golgi reassembly. The record is from RefSeq and is a predicted model, not a curated record. The transcript is spliced from 6 exons. The coding region runs from base 220 to 3255 and encodes 1011 amino acids. NCBI's taxonomy places the organism in Eukaryota, Metazoa, Mollusca, Bivalvia, Ostreida, Ostreidae.
AAUUUUCUUCAUAGGGAAAGUUGUGUUUCCAAAUUUAUAAUUUGAAGAACAAAGGUUAAGAUUUGGAACACAAAUAUAUCUUUGUGAAGUUAUGAAUGGAAUCUGGCUUUUGGAAAUACUCAUCCGUUGUAACAAAAUCGCAUUAUCCUGUUAUCAAUUGGCGUCGUUAUAAAUAGGAAUACACCACUUCGACUGUUCCUAAAUGACAGAAAGACAAAUAUGAAUAUUCCAACUUAUCCCUUCAAGUCCAAAUUUGCAGACAGUUCACCAACAAGAGUCAGUCAGCUGAUAAAUGAAAUUACAGAGGAUGUGAACCAUGAGAACCAGGGCCAGGGGAAGCCCUUCUCCCUGAAGACUUAUCACCGCUUCACCGCACUGUUACCCUGUCUCAAACAGGUCAACGAGGCCUUCAAACACUCCUAUAACAUUACUGUCCUUGACACCGACGUCAAGAAUGACCUUCAGCAGUCAAAGGUCAUAAACUGGUGUAGGACUUCCAAAGUCCUGUAUCCAAUUAAGACCAGAGGGGACGGGAACUGUCUCCUUCAUGCAGUCUCGUUGUUCCUUUGGGGGAUGGAGGACCGUGACCUACUUCUGCGGCGCCUCCUCUAUCUGUCUCUGGCCAAUGAUGACAAGAAAUUCUUCAGAAGAUGGCUGACACAGUACAGAAACACGAUGAUGGAUCAGCCAGAGUUUGAGCUGGAAUUGAACUCCAAGGACAUGGAUAGAGAGUGGACAAACAUUUUGAAAUCGGCUGAGGACAACCCGGUAGAUCAAGGGACCUCCCCUAACUUCCACACCUUGGAGGGUAUCCACCUGUACGUACUAGCCAACAUCCUGAGGCGGCCGAUAAUCGUGUUGGCGGACAGGAAGGUGCGGAGUGUGUACGGACACAGUGUCCAGAGCGACAGUCUGGGCGGGAUUUAUCUUCCCUUGGAGUGGAAGCCAGCAGAAGUCUGCAAGUCUCCCAUCACUAUAGCUUAUAGCAUGAACCACUUCUGUCCACUCCUUCCCCAGAGAAAUGUGCACGACGGAAGAGCGACGGACUCGGAAUAUGUCAUUCCUUUAGUGUAUUACGACUUUGAGCCAUUAGUUCUUCGGUUUUUACUGUAUGCAGAGGAAAGCUUAGGCCACGAUCUUCUUAAUGGAUAUCUAGACACUAAAAAUAUUCCUAUGACAACUUCAGACUCUAUUCUUCAAAUUCCUGUGGCAAAGUCUAACUAUCAAAUAAUCAAGCCCGCUUUUGACAUUGUACAAAGUCAUUUUGAAGAGUGUCAGCAAAUUUACCGCAUGUGGAUCAGAGAUAGGGAAGUUCAGACAGGUCAGCCACAGCUGGUGUCUACUGUAGUGACUAGUCAAGUGUCCACAUCUCACACAUCCACUAAUCCACAUCAGCUAUCUACUAAAUGCCAUACCCCAGGGUGCGAUCUUUUCGGUUCUCCCGCUUAUGGUGGAAAGUGCUCGGAGUGUUUUAACAAGUACACAGUUGACUAUAACAGACAAGAAACAGAAAGGCGGAAUCAAGCCUUAGUUGAGCCUUCAGCCCCCCUGGCUUCUAUGCCAUACCUUCCAAGUGGGAAUUACUGUGAACUGUCCAUAAUGGAUGAGAAUUGUAAAAACUUUGCAAAAUGUGGAAAUAAAAUGUCUGUGCAUAAAUAUCCUUUCUGUCACGAGUGCCGGCCAGAUGAUAACCCUCCCAGUCACCCUGUCGGUCAGGAAAUGAGUUCCUCUCCCCCUAGGGCCGUGAGAAAUGAACCUGUGGACGAUAGCAGAUUGUUUGGUGAAGGUGACCCUCUUCGUCCUUUGAAUUUAAAAACAAUAGUACCGAAUCAAACGGUUUUGAAUUCCUCAAGAACAGGUAGUUGUGUUUCACCAAACUGUAAAAACCAAGAACAUCCCAAUCAUAAGAACUUUUGCAAAGAAUGUUAUUCUAAACUUCAGUCUGGAACUCUUUCAGCAAGUGGCCAAGAGGGUCCUUCAUCUCAAACCUACUUGAUGAAUACUGAGGGUGGGGGGCUAAGUGAUGGGGACCCAAGCGGCGGAACCCCAUCCCCUGGGGACACCAGUAUAAAGCCAUUUGAAAUUGUAGGUAAUAAACUCGGACAGGAACAAAUUCAGAAAUUACAAAAUCAAGGAAAAUGCAAGUUUGGAGGAUGUGAAAGCUAUGGGCAUGUGCAUUAUAAAGGAUAUUGUGAACCCUGCUAUAAGAAGACAACCUCACCAGAGGAGAUGUUACUGAGCUUUCAACAUGUUCAAGAACAAAGACUCGUUUCACCCAACCAACUCAAAAGAUUGUGCUCCAUACCUGGAUGUAAAGAAGAAAAGAUAAAGAACGAUCAUGGACUGUGCCUUCAGUGCUACUUGAAAAACAAACUUCCUGUGGGGGAGGUCAGUAAGGAACCCAUCCCUCCCCCCGACAACAGUACCCUGGAGUCCAAGACGCCCCUGGAUACAGCAGAAAUUCCCCAGCCCAGAAUAGUGACCAGCUCUCGCGAGAAAGUCAAAUGUGUCUCCCCACUGUGUGAUACCCUCAUUUAUCCUCCCCACCACCUGUGUGAGCGAUGCAAGGCCAUACUGCAAAGAGAGUAUGCUGAGAGUAAUAGAUCAAGGUCACUAGAGGUCAACCGACACAGACCAGCUAGGCAAGGGAGCGCCUACUCCCCAUCACGCCACAAAUGUCAGACUGAAAACUGUGAAUAUUACGGAGACAAAAAAUUCCAUGGUUACUGCUCUAACUGUUACCAAGUUGCUGUGACUACAGCUCCGAUACGGACUGCCAAGCCAGAGGUGGUACCCAGACAGAACAACACUGCUCCACAUCUCCGCCAGAGCAUGAACUGCGUGGAGCCAGGAUGCGAUAAAUUCGGAGAUCCCUCCAUGAGUAACCGCUGCACUGAACACUACAGACAAGCGAUGCGUAGACCCCCACCCCCUCACUCCUCCCCAUUCCUUCUCCCUUUUCAGGUUGAACAGUACAAUGUGGCAGAGAAAGAUCGCAAUACAGCGGUGCCCCUCCCACCGGAGCACUACAACAUCCCCGUAACAAACACCAACACUGGGAAGUCACCACUAGGUGGCUCUCAAUACAUCCAAGCCAUGCAGAAAGUGGAGGGCUCCAGAAAGGGAAACAAGUGUAAAUCGGCCUCCUGUGACAAUUACGGAAACUCUAGUAAUCAAGGUUAUUGUAAUGCUUGUUUUAAGAAAAGGACUAGUGGGGGGAAUGACCGGGUCCAAGGGAAUUAUAUGUGUUGUUAGACUGUGUAAUAAAACUGUCACGUACCGUGUAUCUUUAUAACUACCAGUUGAUAGAUUCAGCUGUGUUUAUUUUUAAUUUCCACAUUUUCUCUGUCUUUCAGUCUUUAAGGGAUCAAUGCUAAAUGUUAGCUCUUUAUGUAACAUUAUGACAAAUCAGGUGGACACUUGUGGAUCACAUAGAGUAGAUGGAGGGAUUAAUGGAGAAACUGCAGUUGAAUGAUGUUUUUAUGUUUUAGUAGAUUUUAUUACCUGUCUAUAAGCUCAUUUCAUGUGACAAUAUGAUUUACUGUAUGUAUGUAGAUUGUAUAUCGGGGAGGAGGGAGGGGGGGAGGGUUUUGUGGACAGCUGUAGUUUGUAAGGACAAUCAUACAUGUUGUUUGUCAAUUAUUCAUGUAUAUUGUACUUUGUUUUAUUUAAAUUAUGAUUAAAGAUCUUCACAUUUAAUCAUACUUAUUAUUAUUUUUAACAUAAUCAGUAUAUUAAAUUUUAAACACAAGAAUUUUAUGUGUCAUGUAUGUGUAAACUUUUACUUUAUGAAUUUUUGAAAUAAAAUUUGUAUGUUAUUGUUUGAGUUAAAACAGAAAGUCAGUAAGAUUGUCGUCAGAAGUUUUUUGAGAAUUAUUAAACAGAAACUACAAUUAAUGAACAAAGUUAAAAUAAAUCUUUUAAGUAGGAUAUAAGAAAUAUCGUAAAUUUUGACUUAAUUCACAACAAUUAAUAUUGUGAAAAAAGGACAUCAAAUCAUUGUAAAAACAAUCAUCAGAACAAAAUUUUUAACUUUUUAACGAAAUGUAUGACAGUUUGAGUAAGCCUUCCCAUUUUGUAAAUUAUAGGACUUCUAGAGAAUAUUUAAAAAUGUUUUGUAAUUAACUUGCAUGACAUAAUUAGAAAAUUACGCUUGAUAAAAUUAUUAUUGAAAUUAAAAUAGAUAUCACGUGGAUGUAGAGUAAGUAUUAUGCAUUUCGUUAUUUAUGAUGCCUCGUUCCCGUACACAGGCACGUGUUGUACAAUAUGUUGUUGAUUUGAUUUUCAGUGUACAUUAAACUUGUCUAAAAACUGUAA